UGCUGAGGGGGCGCCCGCGGGGCCCUGGGGAGGUGUCCCGCAGGCCGCGCCGUGCCUCCCGCCGGCGGUCAGCGUUCCUCCGGCCGGCGGUACCGGCGGUGAGCGUGCCUCCAGGCCGCGGGGAAGCUCCAUCCUGCUGCGGUUUCUGAGUGCAAAAUGAUCCCAGUCUUCCCCCACAGGCGCUGUUCUCAGUAUUCCCGGCGUCGUCGUCAGACUUUCUCCACUUGACUGUAGUGCUCUGAUUGAUUCUUUCUUGAGUUGGGAUGCUAAACCUUGUUGAUUUUUAAAUGUUCUAUCAUUUUUUUUUUUUUUCAAAUACGUCCUUUCUCUCCAGAUUCGGCAGUGACGGGCCAGCUCUCAUUGCUUCAGCUGUGGUCACCGGUAGAGAUCGUUUCCCCACGCGGUGGCUGCGCAGGCCUUUGCUCGGUUGCCUGUGACUUGCACGUGACAACCUGCAGGCUUGAGAGGUUACAAUAUAAUACCAUGUCAACAAACCUGGUGUAGAGGUGUGUGAUUUUAAGGCUCUUCCCCCAAACCCAGUUGGAUGGAGAAGUGGCCUUGUUCGUGCAUUGCCAUGGGCGACCACUGCUUUUGUGUAUUUUCUUAGCUGCUAAAGCCACCCGGAUUUGGUGAUGGAGGCUUUGCUGGAAGGAAUGCAAAGAAAUGGGCAGGGGAGCGGUGGGUUCCUGACUUCCUGUGAGGCUGAGCUGCAGGAGCUGAUGAAGCAGAUCGACAUUAUGGUGGCUCACAAGAAAUCUGAAUGGGAAGGGCAGACACAGGCUUUGGAAGCUUGCCUGAGUGUUCGAGAGCAGGAACUUUCCUCUGCCAGGGCAGCUCUGCAGGAGAAAUACAAGGAGAUUGGCUUGUUGCGUCACCAGGUGGAAGACAUGGAAAAAGCCAAACAGGACAUGGUCAGAGAAUAUGAACAACAGCUGAAGAAAUUUCAAGAGGAGUUGUCCAGGCUGAGGAGGAGCUAUGAGAAGCUGCAGAAGAAACAACUAAGAGAUGCUAGAGGAGAAGCUAACAAGGGACAAGGGGAGGACCAGAUUGAAAUGAGCCAACUGACCAGGAAGGUGGAGGAGUUUCGUCAAAAAUCACUUGACUGGGAGAAGCAGUGCCUGCUUUACCAGCAGCAGGUGGCAUCGCUGGAGGCACAGAGGAAGGCUUUGGCUGAGCAGUCUGAACUCGUUCAGACUCAGCUCGCCAAUCGGAAGCGGAUUCUGGAGUCGGUGGAGUUGGCCAGCCAGUCGGAAAUCCAGCAUUUAACCAGCAAGCUGGAGAGGGCCAAUGAUGCUAUCUGUGCCAAUGAGCUGGAGGUGGAGAGGCUUAACGUGAGAGUGGAUGACCUGACUGAAAACAAUCGGACGAUUCUGGAAGAUCAGCGAAGAGUUCAGGAAGAACUAAGGCAGUCCAAGAAAAUGUUAGAGGUGCUACAAGAUGAGAAGAUGGAACUUCGAGCCACCCUGCAGUCUCAAGAAGAUUUCAUUGAGAGCUCCAGGCUGCAGCAGGAACAGUUGCAGGAAGAGCUGGCUAGGCUGACUGAAGCUCUUCACACAAAAGAACUCCUCAUCAGGGCCUUGGAGGAACGCUUGCAAGAGAAACAGUUGUCUUCUCCGGGGCUGGAGCUGGAGCGUAUACUACUGCAGCUGGAUGUUGCCCAGAAGAAGGAACAGCACUUACAGUCAGAGAUGACUCAUCUUGAGAACAGCCUGGUGUCUUCAAAUGCAAGGUGUGUACAGCUGAGCAAAGAGCUGGAUGAGACUAUCAAAGAGCUGCAGUCAAUGGAAGAACACUGUACUGAGUCAAAGGCAGAGAUUAAAAAGCUGAAAGAGCAGCUCUCUCAAGCUGAACAAACUCACAGCAGUGAGCUAGAAGGGAUGAAAAGGGAAGUCUCCAGGUUGACACAGGAGCUGCACCAGCGGGACAUCACAAUUGCAUCUGCAAGUGGCUCCACAUCAGACCUAGAACAACGGCUGAGAACAGAGAUUGAAAGAGCAGAGAGGAAAGCAGUGGAGCACAGGGUACUUCUGGGCCAGCUGGAAGCCUUGAGGCUGGAAAACCGUCAUCUCUCAGAGGUGCUGGAAAAAACUGAGCGUGGUGUGCUAGAGGGAAAAGAUGUCACCCUAAGAGCAUUCAGUGAAGACUAUGCUGUUGAACUAAAUAAAUUAAAGUCUGAGAACCAGCAAUUGCGGAAGGAUCUAGCAGAGGCCAAAGCAAAAGUGGAGCUCGCUCAGCAGGUCUGCCAGGAUGAACCUGGGGGCACUGGUCAGCAGAUGCAAAGCGAAGAGCCUGAGGCUGGGGAUGUGCAGUGCAGGACAACUUCGGAAGCACAGCAAAAACAUGAUGAACAAACAGAGAGACUACAUCACAAGCCUGAUGGGACUGUUCAGCAUCAUCAAGGGGAGCCCCAGCGAUGGGGAGCUACUGAAAUAGGAACUGUGACCCCCAAGACUGGUGAGCUACACACCCAGACCAGCAGGAAGAACUGCAUGGAGUCACUUGCUUUGGGUGCCUUGCUGGGAACGGAUUCUUCGCUUCAUGUGCUGGAUGGAAACGAAGAUUUUGCGGAUGAAGCGUCUGAGCGGUCCGUCUCAAGUCGUCAGAGAGGAUCUGUGCCUUUGUGCCCCCUGCCCACAGCUUCAGUUGGAUCGAUAGCUGCAAGAUACCUGGAAGAGGAAGAACUGAGAUCCCAGCACAUCCUGGAGUGCCUAAAUGCUCACAUUGAGGAGCUGAAAAAAGAGAGUGAAAAGAUUGUGAGACAAUUCGGACACCAGGAGUAAUGUUUCUUGCUGAAUUUGAAUGCUGGUUUACUUACGUGGUUCCAAACUGUGGCUGGGGAGGAAUCUUUAAAGAAAUUGCCAUGGGAGCGUGAGUGAGAGGCUGUAUCUUCCACUUUGAGCUGAAUCAGCAGGAUGGGUAUUGAGGAAAGGAAGCUCCUCCCAAGUUUGAUCUGAUGGAAGGUGUUACACCACAAACACUUCAGUCAGCUUGCUGUAGGUCAGAAAGCUGUAUCAGAGCUGUGUGUGUGUGCACUUACAAAGGGAUCAUAGUGUUCGUUAGAAGCAAACCAUUUUCUAAUUUUAAUGUAAAGUAUUUUAAGUAUAUUUUAUACAUGUAAGAGCACUGAAAUAAAACGGAAUGGAAAACCA
Molecule: messenger RNA, 3149 nt
Organism: Falco peregrinus (peregrine falcon)
Lineage: Eukaryota; Metazoa; Chordata; Aves; Falconiformes; Falconidae
Gene: CEP63
Product: centrosomal protein 63
Exons: 15
Coding region: 633-2780 (715 amino acids)
Biological process (GO): de novo centriole assembly involved in multi-ciliated epithelial cell differentiation; centriole replication
Cellular component (GO): centriole
Source: RefSeq, a predicted model, not a curated record